AUGCUUCACACGUCAAGCAAAGUGUCUAAGGUCGAUCCUCACACCGCCACUGUCGUGCUGGGAGAUGGCGGGGUAUUUCAGGGUGACAUAGUUCUAGGUGCUGAUGGUGUUCACUCCGUGGCACGUUGCCACGUCUCUGGGAGCGAAAUCCAACUGUUCAGCUCGGGCAAGAACGCUUUUCGCUUCAUGGUAUCUCGGAAAGAGACUCUGGAUGAUCCUGAAACAGCUGAGUUGGCGAAGGAGCUAGGAACAGUCGACAUGUGGCACAGUACUGGUCGUAAAGUGGUUAUCUAUCCUUGCGUGAAUAACGAGAUGUUGAACUUUGGCAUUGGGAAAAGCACAUUACUCGACGUCUAUAAGGAUUUUGAGCCGCGUGUCCAAAAAUUGUUGAAAAAAGCAGACCCGGAGACACUGAAGAUCUGGCCAUUGCUUGACAUGAAGACUCUUUCCAGUUGGGUUAAUGACCGUCUAGCACUUCUAGGCGAUGCUGCCCAUCCCUUCCUGCCAUACCGAGGAUCUGGUGGUGCUAUGGCUAUUGAGGAUGGCUUCUCAUUGGCCGUGAUGGAGACACUACCCAUUGAAGAAACCAUGAGGAUCGUGUGCGAUAUUCACGACCAUUCGACCCAACUCCUGCGCCAGCAUAAUUGGUCUAAAAACACUAGCGUUUACUAUCGCCAGCCUGUUGUCUUUGGCCCUCAAGACUUCCAAGGCAACAGUCGAAAGGCAAUGUUGACUAGCGCGACAUUCUGCACAGCUUCUAUCCGGUUCAAAACUAGAACCUGCUACCCACUGCUUCUUACAGCUUCUCGGGACCAGGAAUAUAAAGGAGCUGAUGGCAAAAUCACCGAAGGCUCAUAUCUGCCUGUUUUGUUUGAGGACCUUGCGGACCCCAUCAUAUCCGGGCGUGAAGAACUUGGAUUCCCCAAACUUUUCAGCGCCAUAGACGCCCAAAGGCGCAGAGAUUCAUAUCAUGUCACGAUGAGUUGGCGAGGAGCGGUUUGGGGCAGGAUGAGCUUGACAGGAUUUCAAGAAGAAUCGCCUGACGUGCAAUCUGCGUCUGGUCCCGGAAUUCUAGUGCACCGAUAUAUGCCAGCCGUUGGAAAGGAGCUCAAAGGUACCUCUGAUGCUGAAUACCCUGUUCUCGUCGAUAAUUCCGAGGACGCCAAGGCUGUUCCAUCUGGGAUCAAGCGUGUUCUCAACGCUGGACAUGGAACGGUACAGAUUGAUGAGUUGGACUGGAACAAACUCCCCACCUUACAUCACAUUAUCUCACGUCUUGCUGAAAUUCCGGUGUAUGAGGUGGUGGAGGCUAAAGUAGUAGAAGGGGAAGGCGUGCCGGAUGUUUCAUCGGCACGGAGGAUUCAACAUCUGUGAUGUUGAAUCUAGUAUAUGCUGGAGUAGGCAGAGCACUGAAGUCAUUGGGUCUAUGGAUGUAAAUAGGGUAUUAUUAUUAUUAAUCCGUAAUCCAUACUCCGUACUUAAUCUCCCCAUGCCGCAUCUAACACGCGUCUCCCUACAGAUCUGCU
This is a messenger RNA of Paecilomyces variotii, 1526 nucleotides long. RefSeq lists its product as hypothetical. NCBI's taxonomy places the organism in Eukaryota, Fungi, Ascomycota, Eurotiomycetes, Eurotiales, Thermoascaceae. Gene Ontology annotation, molecular function: lyase activity; monooxygenase activity; FAD binding. Bases 1 to 1374 code for a protein of 457 amino acids. The transcript has 5 exons. The record is from RefSeq and is a predicted model, not a curated record.